Molecule: messenger RNA, 1836 nt
Organism: Paraglomus occultum
Lineage: Eukaryota; Fungi; Glomeromycota; Glomeromycetes; Paraglomerales; Paraglomeraceae
Source: the annotation of a GenBank genome assembly
AUGAAUUCACUUAGUCAGCGCAGAAAAGCGUCAAUCCCACAGAUCUUUCGUUUCGCCAAACAUGCUCAAGUCCCAGAAUAUUCGCCUUCUCCAUCUGAGCUAACUUCAGGUUUCGAACUGAAAGCGAUUGGGAAUGUUUUCCGCACGAAGGACAAGUACCUGUGUGGUGACAUACUUGAUAAUAGAUUCUUCUUAAUCGGAACGUCAUCGGGAUUGGACUUUAUUGAUCUGUCAUUACCAACAGAAAAGCAGACUGCAAAAAGGAUUAUCGAAGGUCCAAGGUUUAAGCAGAUCAAGAUUGUUAAAACUCGCAAGAAUGCCAUAAGCGGUCGAAACUCGCAUUUGAGAAGCUAUACCCUAUAUUCGUUAAAGAUCCUAAUCUUUGCACAGCUCGCCAAAGCCUCCGCCACUCCACCACCCACUCCUACACCCAAACAUUCAAAACGGUUUUCCAAUCCCUUCUUCAAUUCGCGACCCAGUCAUUCAAAACGCGCUUCUCUCCAGCAAACGCCGCGCCGCAACCUUCCUCACAACGACGUUAAUACCUACGACUUGCAUCACAGUGAAUUCCAUGACAGACACUUUUUCCGCGAACAACAAAUUAUUGGGUCAUCGGAGGAGAUGAGUAUUGCAUACGAGGAGGACUCACAAGAUGAAGAGUACAUGGAUGCAUUGAUGGGAGAAGAGGACUGCGAAGGGAUAAGGGUAAGAAAAGGCGUGGAAAUCGUCGAGGAGAUAAUCAAUGUCGGAAACGCAGGAAAGAUGUCCGUAUCAGUCGGUGUAAAGACAUCCAUGAUGGCGACAGUCACGUCGUCGUACCAACCUAGCAUGCCGUCAAACUCUCAUUCGAGAAACCGAGUCAGCAUGUCGGCAUUCCCGUUCGCUCCACGCCCAAGUCCAUCCUUUUCAUCUUCGCAACACUCGAAAAAGUCAACGGGCGAUUUUGUGAAAUUGCCGCACACGAAAUUAACCAUAUCGUUCGUCGUCAGCGUGGGUGUGGCACGAUCGUACGUGGCGGCAUUAGCAAAACAGAAUAUUUACUUGUUUGAAAUGACCCACGAUGAAAACAACACAAAUAAACAGCAGUGGGUACACACGAGGACCUACUGGCUGCCCAGCACGCCAGAUUAUUUAGAGCUGGCCGUGCAUGGAGAACAGCUGGUGGAUAUCAUCGCGGCAUUUGGAAACGAGAUUAUUCUGAUUGGAGUCGAAGACUCGAGGAUCAGAGAAGUCAGUAUCGCCGAUGAGCUUAGGCCAAACUAUGACGAUGAAUAUGACGAGUUGGAUGAUGCAGACGAAUCGACAACGAUAUGGCGCACGUUCACCCAAUUACCUUUCCUCCCGUCCGUGAAUCCCGAAAAUGUUUCCGAUCCUUUUACUAUCCCACCUUCUUAUGCCCUCGCGUCCACAUCACCACCAUCGUCUUUUCUACAUCCAACCACCGUUUUUGACGCAACCGAGGCCAUUGAUCUAUUCUGUUCUGGACCGUUGUUGUUUUUCGCCACGUUCGGAUCCAGGUCGAUGGUCGUCGACGCCAAAGGUCGUCCGUUCUCCACUAUCAUAUUCGAAUGGUCGUUUUCGCCUCAGUCUGUCUGUUUCUUCCGAGGAGGUAUCGGAACCAAUGACGCCUAUGUUGUGGGUUUUGGAAGGGACGUAAUAGAGAUUAGAAGUUUUCGUACGGGAUUGGUAGUUGAGAACGUUGUCAAAGGCGUCGAGGUGACCUUUUUGGGAACAGGAAGAAGUGAAGAAAAUGAGGUUAUUUUGGCUUGUCGAUUCGAAAAGGGAAUAAAAGGCGUUGAUUUAUAUAGUUUGAAAGCACCCACUAACGGGUGGUGA